GUGCUGGUGUUGGCUUUGACACGCCUAUUCUCUCUCUCUCUCUCUCUUGCUCUGUCUCUCUCUGUCUCUGGGGCUAGUUACCUCUCUUGUUUGUGCCGGCGGCUCUAUGCCCUAGGCUCUCUCUUUCUUAUAAACCGCCGCCGCCGCAACAAAUCGGGAAUCGAAUCGAAAAUUUAAGGGCCUUAGCUGCUUUUGCUGUGCAUUGUGAACAGCUCCUGCUUUUUCAGAGCAUAAGAAAAGAGGAUGAUUGACUGCUGCAAUGUUAUUGUGAAGGAAUCAAGUCCAAUCAAAUUCAUUUUCACCUGUUCCAACUGAUCAGUUGAAGUUCGGUUUAAAUUUCUACUUUAAGAAAUGGAUCGGUGUGACACAUCAGGAUUUGUUAGUGGGGGUGGGAUGGAAUCCUUAGGAGACAUCUAACCCUAGUUUUGUAGCUAAUAUUCUUCACCCGGAAGUCAGGCAGACUGUUUGUUGCAACUAAGAUUAGGGGUUUGGUAGCAUUGUAACUAUUCAGCUUUUAUUUCAUGGAUACCAGGUGCCAGAACUUGGGGUUUACUGCAAAUUAUUCCUCAAAUGCAUUCAAGAUUUUGGGAAAUUCGGGGCAAGUUGUGGGAGCUGGAGCUGUAGCUGAGUAUGUCACAGAUACUGAUUUACGGCUUGAUUUUCCUGGUUCUUCUAUACCUUACAUGUCCACCUCAAAGGGUAUCAAAAGGAAGUGGGGUUUGGUGGAUGGGUCCAUGGGCCAGCUAGUUGGCUCUUCAUUGUCUCUUGGGCUUGGCUGUUCAUCAAGCUCCUCAGAUAGCAAGGGCAGUUCAGCAACUGCUUGCACUACAAUGUCUUCAGCCAAAGAAACAGAUGAGGAGUCCUCAAUGGAUAUUGAAUUGGACUUCUCGCUCCAUCUCAGUGGUGAGAAGGUACCCAGCCCGAAAAAACCUGCUAGUUCAAAUUUGAAAGCACUGGAGCUGCCACUCAAGGUUGAUUUGGAGUUAAGUCUCUCUACUGGGCUCUCUGAAUCCGACAUCACUAGUGUCCAUCCAGAUUCAACUCCGUUUCAUUUGGGAAUGGAGAUGCCACCAAUUGUUUGUGGGGCCCAAAAUGCGGAUGAAGGAUCAACGUCAUGUCGGUGGAAACCAGGGAUUAUUUUGCCGUCGUUGAAGACUCCAAUGAACCCAGCGGCUAGCUUUCUUUUCAACCCAGUUCCCAGAAAAAUUGAUGCAAUUCCUAUUGUUCCAGACCUCUCAUCAAGUUUAUUAACAACAGCAAACAGCUCAGUCACCUGUUCUUCUCGGAUAACACAGCAGCAACAUGCACAACUUCGUAGUGGUAGUUCUAAGACAUGUCAAGUCGAGGGAUGUGGAAAGGGGGCCAGAGGUGCUUCUGGCCGUUGUAUUUCUCAUGGAGGUGGUCGGAGGUGCCAGAGGGUUGGUUGCCACAAGGGAGCUGAGGGUCGGACUGUGUACUGCAAGGCUCACGGGGGUGGUCGGCGAUGCGAGCACCUUGGGUGCACAAAGAGUGCAGAAGGGCGGACAGAUUACUGUAUUGCCCAUGGUGGUGGUCGGAGGUGCAGUCAUGAGGGUUGCACUCGAGCUGCCAGAGGAAAAUCAGGAUUGUGUAUCAGGCAUGGUGGUGGGAAGAGAUGUCAAAGAGAAAAUUGCACAAAGAGUGCAGAAGGCCUCUCAGGUCUUUGCAUCUCACAUGGAGGUGGCCGCCGAUGCCAAGCUAGGGGAUGCACAAAAGGGGCACAAGGGAGCACAAUGUUUUGCAAGGCUCAUGGUGGGGGGAAACGGUGUACGGCUCCAGGGUGCACCAAAGGUGCUGAGGGGAGCACGCCUUAUUGCAAGGGCCACGGUGGAGGGAAAAGAUGUGCAUUCCAAGGUGGGGUUUGUACGAAGAGUGUGCAUGGAGGUACCAACUUCUGUGUGGCACAUGGGGGUGGUAAAAGGUGUGCUGUGCCUGAGUGCACAAAGAGUGCAAGGGGAAGGACAGAUUAUUGUGUCCGUCAUGGUGGGGGGAAGAGAUGCAAGUUUGAUGGGUGUGGCAAAAGUGCACAAGGAAGCACCGAUUUUUGCAAGGCACAUGGUGGAGGAAAGAAGUGUUCUUGGGGCCAUCCUGGAUCAGAAUAUGGCAGCCAACCUGGUGGCCCUUGCAACUCCUUUGCCAGGGGGAAGACAGGUCUCUGUGCUCAUCAUAGUGGCCUGGUUCAGGAUAAGAGGGUUCAUGGAGGUGUUACCCUGGGACCUAUGGUUCAGGACCCUGAUCUCAUCCAGCCAGGGAAAGAGGUCAUCACUGAGGAUAUGAAUGUUGAUGUUCUGAAGAUAGGGAGAACCUAUUCUGAUUUGAAACCAUAUGGAGUCCCAAAUGCUCAACUCUCAGUUGGGGAAGGAAACCUCCCAUUGGUGCCGGUAUAUGUUCCAGAAGGUAGGGUGCAUGGGGGAAGUUUGAUGGCAUUGCUGACAGCCAGUUCUGAUCUUGGCUCAAGCAGGGGUAAAGGUGUAGUUGUUGCUUCAUCAGAGCCAAUGAAAUCUUACAGGACCCCUCAUGGCUGGAUGUAAGGCUACUUUCUCUCCCUUGUUCUUCAUAUUAUCCCGGUGGUUGGUAGUGUUGUUCAGCAUGUUUGUGUCCUUUGCUUCUAGUUUGUUCAGUGGUUUGAUCUCGUUAGAAGUAGUUCUCAUUCAUUGGUUCAAAUGGAGAGAACCCGUAAAUGCUUUGACACCCUUCUGUAAUAGUUGGGGAAAUGAAGUUAGGAGAUAGUUUGCAUUUCGAGUCAGGUCUUUGGUGUUCUUUCCUGUAAAUAGUAAUAUUUUAUAUUUGUCCAGCAGGUUAUUGUGAAUACAGGUUACUACCUGUAAGUUUGGUCAGUUGGUCAGACAUUGUGGUUGUAAUAAAGUCUUUACCGGGAUCAUGUUUCCUGUUGCAGUGCU
Alnus glutinosa is the source of this 2918-nucleotide messenger RNA. RefSeq lists its product as uncharacterized. The transcript has 3 exons. The record is from RefSeq and is a predicted model, not a curated record. NCBI's taxonomy places the organism in Eukaryota, Viridiplantae, Streptophyta, Magnoliopsida, Fagales, Betulaceae. The coding region runs from base 522 to 2549 and encodes 675 amino acids.